Messenger RNA from Suillus paluster, 4350 nucleotides. RefSeq lists its product as uncharacterized. The transcript has 17 exons. The coding region runs from base 1 to 4350 and encodes 1449 amino acids. NCBI's taxonomy places the organism in Eukaryota, Fungi, Basidiomycota, Agaricomycetes, Boletales, Suillaceae. Gene Ontology annotation, biological process: mitotic DNA replication initiation; DNA replication; lagging strand elongation. Gene Ontology annotation, molecular function: purine nucleotide binding; DNA-directed DNA polymerase activity; chromatin binding. Gene Ontology annotation, cellular component: alpha DNA polymerase:primase complex. The record is from RefSeq and is a predicted model, not a curated record.
AUGUCGGAUAGAACAAAGCGCGCAGACAGGCUUGCUGCUCUUGCAGAACUAAAACGAACUCGCGAAGGAGGCACGCGCAAGUGGAAGGCUCAGGAGGAUGUGGAUAUCUAUGAUGAGGUCACUGAGGAUCAGUAUAAGAGCAUCGUUCGGGGAAGAUUGCAGAAGGAUGACUUUGUCGUGGACGAUGGCGUGAGCGGUUAUAUGGACAAUGGGAUGGAUGACUGGACGGGUGCUGAGAAAGACGAGGAAGAAGAAGAAGACUCUGAUGAGUACGAGACGAAGAAGAAGAAGAACAAGGUGAAGAAGGGCAAGGAUGCUGCAGCAAAGCCUAAAGCAAAGCCGAAAGCACCACCACCCACAGUCAAGCCCUCUAUCAGCGUGUAUCGCCCAGCUGUCUCGGCAGAGCAGGAAGAAGACUUCAUGACAAAUCUCCUUGGAGGUCUAGAUGCCGUCCCAGCCCCAGCUCUAAGGAGGCCAAAAAAACGCAAGCCAUCUCCGUUAUCAGAUCACGAAGACCUAAACGGCGAUUCUUCUGAUGUUCCCGUGGAUGAUGCUGUAUUCAAUCUGCCAUCAAGUGAUUUCGAAGACGACUUUUCGACCAUGAUGAGCCCUAAGAAGAAGCCACGCGUGGCAAGUGGUGCAAUCACUCCCGCAAUCGAGCGAAUGGGCAAGCUGGGUGUUCAUAGCGGAUCGGAAGACGGUUUUGACAACUCAAUGGACUUUGAGGACAUGGAUAUGGAUGCUUUUAUGGAUGUCGAUGACGAAGAUCUUGAUAUCAAGCCCGCCAAUGCGAAGAAGUCUAUUCUCGAUGGCUUGGAAACUAAACCCAAAGUUAACGUUGCCUCAGCAACAACCAAAUCGGAGCCGCCCUCAGCGCCAACCUGGCUCUCUGUCUACGACUCCCUUGCCGUCACUUCUGAUGAAACACUAGGCUCUGGCUCUUCCUCGUCAACUUCAAAAUCCUCUGUUGACGCUCUCGAGCCUGAUGGCACUCUCCGCUUCUUCUGGCUAGACUGUCUCGAGCACAAUGGUAAACUCUUCCUCACUGGUAAAGUCAAGGACAAAACCUCCUCAACCUGGGCCUCCGCAUGCCUCGCAAUCGAGGGACUCCAGCGCAAUUUGUUCCUGCUCCCACGUCCGCUACGCGUCGAGCAAGAGGAGACCGAAGAAGGCGAGUAUGCCAUGCACGAGACUGACGUCGUACCUAGUAAAUCGGAUAUAUACGAAGAUUUCGAGCGGAUACGGAAGAAACUGGGUAUCAAGGGGUGGAAGGGGAGAUGGGUGCGGAGAAACCACGCAUUUGAUGAGAAGGACAUACCGAAGGAGGGUGAAUGGAUGAAAGUUUUGUACUCUUUUGAAGAGCCCCAAGUCCCUAUGAAUGCCUGCUCGCCUAAUAUUGCUCGUAUAUUAGGUACGAACACGAGCGCGUUUGAGCUUUUCGUGCUCAAGCGUAAGAUCAUGGGCCCAUGCUGGCUUACCAUAACUAAUGCAGUUGUCGAGAACAAGGGCAUCUCGUGGUGCAAACUCGAAGCCACCGUCUCAAACCCCAAGGACGUGACACCCAUGGGAGACGGCGCUGCAGAGCCUCCCCCUCUAACAAUAAUGAGUCUCGCAGUACGCACAGUCGUUAAUCACCGCGAGAACAAGCGGGAAGUUGUCUGUGCCACCGGUCGCAUAUGGCAAGAUGUCCAACUUGAUGAUCCUACACCCCCUGAGCAGCUCCCAUGUUCUGCGCACACGCUCGUCCGUCCACUCGACCGCUUCCCCGCGAAAUUCGAAGCCCAAGCGCGAGCAAAUGGCAAGGGUAUGAUCUCGCCGAUGAAGAACGAGCGGAUGCUCCUUAACAGCUUGCUUGUCACGCUGCACAAAGCAGAUCCCGAUGUCAUUGUCGGUCACGAUUUCCUCGGCGUCUCCCUUGAUGUCCUCCUUGGCAGAAUGAAGGACCUCAAGGCGGAGCAUUGGUCUCGCCUUGGACGGUUCAGGCGCUCGAAGUGGCCCCCCAUCGGACGGCAGGGCACAAACAUGCGCUUUUUGACUGGGCGCCUGCUCUGUGACCUUGCCAGCGACGGCGCACGGAGUAUGAUCGCCUCGACGACAUGGUCCCUCACCGAGAUGUGUAAAACUCAUCUCAAGUCUGACAGGCAGGACAUCGACCCAGAUGACACAGCAGCGUACUUCGAUGGCACCGUGUCGUCCCCAGACAUGCUUAUGACGUUCGUGCGACACUGUGAGCUCGACGCUCAUUACCAAAUGGCCAUCGCAUCGAAGGUUCAGAUCCUGCCUUUGACAAGGCAGCUCACAAAUCUUGCAGGCAAUGCAUGGAACAAGACGCUGAACGGUGGUCGGGCUGAGCGGAACGAGUAUAUUCUUCUGCACGAGUUCCAUCGUCUGAAGUACAUCUGUCCUGACAAGACUUACGGCAAGAAAGCGCCAAAAGCAGAGCCUGAAGCAGACGAUGCGGACGGCGAGGGUGGUGGUGGUGGUGGUGGUGGUGGCGGCGGCGGCAAGUCGAGCAAAGGCAAACGGGACAAAUUCAAGGGUGGUCUCGUGUUCGAGCCAAAACGUGGGCUUUGGGACAAGUAUAUCCUCGUGAUGGAUUUCAACUCGCUGUAUCCGAGUAUCAUCCAGGAGUAUAAUAUUGACUUCACCACCGUCGAGCGCUCGCUGGAGGAUGAUGAUGACGAUAAAAUACCAGACCCACCGCCACCUGAGGUGCCUCAGGGCGUCCUUCCACGACUUAUCGCGACCCUCGUCAACCGACGGCGUCAGGUGAAGUCACUGAUGAAGGAUCGUUCGAUAUCGCACGCCAAACUACUGCAGUAUGACAUCAAGCAACAAGCACUGAAACUGACAGCGAAUAGUAUGUACGGCUGUCUUGGUUUCGAAUACUCGCGAUUCUACGCCAAGCCCCUGGCUGCCCUAACCACUUUCAAGGGUCGUGAGAUCCUGACGCACACCAGAGAGCUUGCCGAGAGCUUACAACUAGACGUCGUCUACGGCGACACUGACUCGGUCUUCGUGAACUCCAACGUGACAGAGCUUUCCGAAGCGCUGAAAAUCUCUGCCGAGUUCAAGAAAGCUGUCAACGACCGAUAUAAGCUUCUCGAGAUUGAUCUUGACGGCGUCUUUGCGCGACUAUUGCUGCUGCAGAAAAAGAAAUAUGCAGCUUUGAAGGUGGAAGAGGGAUCACGGACGUCCACAGAAGUUAAAGGUCUAGAUAUGAAGCGCCGAGAAUACUGCGCUUUAUCUAAGAGCGUUUCCCAAUACGUUUUGGACCAAAUCUUGUCCGGCGAACCGACGGAGGUUGUGGUAGAGAACAUUCAUGAGUAUCUAACCACCAUCGGCGAAAAUGUUCGUGGAGGAAAGAUCAAACUGGAGGACUUCAUUGUAUUCAAGCGCCUAGGCAAGAACCCAGAGGACUACCCCGAUGCUAAAUCUCAACCUCACGUACAAGUCGCUUUGAGGUUGAAAGCAAAAGGUGGAAGCGCCCGCAACGGCGACGUUAUACCUUAUGUGUUCUGCGUCGCGCCUGGUGAAGAGACCGUGAAGACCGCUCAAGCAGAUCGUGCCAAGCAUCCAGACGAGAUCAAGAAGGCUGCAGGAGAACUCGUCGUGGACUAUGAACACUACCUUGCGAACCAGGUCCUGCCGCCCAUUGAGCGACUAUGUGAGCCUAUCGAAGGAACAGACAGGGCACGGUUGGCUGAGUGUCUUGGACUGGACCCGGGACGUUAUCGCCUUAGUGGAAGCACGCAGGCUGGGUCAGCACUCACAUCCCUAGACUCCCUUGUCUCUGAGGCAGAACGGUACCGCGACGUGGCUCCGUUCCUGGUACGCUGCCGCGGAUGUGCUGGACAGAUGGCAUUUUCCCCGGUCUACGAUCGAGAUGCGUCGAUCCUAUUGCCAUCGGGGCCGACUUGUCCCGCAUGCAGCUCACCGCUGGGUUCGGCGAGCCUACAGACGCAAUUAGAGGUGCAGAUUCGGUCAUUUGUGGCCAAGUACUACGAAGGGUGGGUUGUCUGCGAGGAUCCGGCGUGUGGGUAUGAGACGCGGUCGAUGGGGAUGUAUGGCUGGCGGUGCGGAGCGCCGGGAGGCUGCAAAGGUAGAGUUCAGUUCAAGUAUGGGGACACCGAGUUGUACACCCAGCUCCGGUAUUUUGCGACGCUGUUUGACAUUGAGAAGAUCGUCAAGGCAGCACAGGGCAGCGCGAGAAAGGAGGAAAUCGACGCUGUUGCAUCAAAUAAUGACCCAUUCCUCAGAGCGAUGUCGAAGACGGUGGACAAGUAUAUGGAACAAUGUGGGCGAUGCUGGGUGAAUCUUGGAGCGUUGUUCUCUAGCAUGAACCUCUAA